This is a messenger RNA of Periophthalmus magnuspinnatus, 2073 nucleotides long. RefSeq names its product mitochondrial translational initiation factor 3 (gene mtif3). Lineage: Eukaryota; Metazoa; Chordata; Actinopteri; Gobiiformes; Gobiidae. Gene Ontology annotation, biological process: mitochondrial translational initiation; ribosome disassembly. Gene Ontology annotation, cellular component: mitochondrion. Gene Ontology annotation, molecular function: ribosome binding; translation initiation factor activity. The coding region runs from base 70 to 906 and encodes 278 amino acids. The transcript is spliced from 4 exons. The record is from RefSeq and is a predicted model, not a curated record.
CAACCCGGAAGUAUCCAUUCACCCUCAGCCUGAUGAGAGCAUGAACUAACGACAUUGAUAAAAACAGACAUGUCUGCAGGUUGUGCCAGAUGGCUGCUCAACUUUUCAACCCGAGCGAUAAGAAGUAGCAGCCCAGUUUAUCGGUUAUCCUUAGCGAGAAGUACCACAUGCACAGACAAACCCAAUGUCUUUACAAUCUUCUGGAGUCGAUCUAUGUUAUGCACAACGGCAGAGAACACUCCAGAAACCCCCACACCUAAGAAGAAGAAGCCUAGUGGACACAGUAAUGCCUCUAUAAGCAGCAUUGGCAGGAAGAUCCCCCAUCGUCUUAUACAGGUUAUAGGGGAGAGUGGGGGCAACAUGGGGACAAUGCACCGGUCUGAUGUCCUCCGAAUCAUGGACGAGCAGGGACUGAAGCUGGUGCUGCUGAGCGAGAACCAGGAUCCCCCCGUGUACAGGCUGAUGAGUGGCAAGCAAAUUCAUGAGGAGCAGCUCAUGCUCAGGGAGAAGCAGAAAGCAAAGCCAGCACCUGUCCAAGUAAAGGAGCUCACUUUUUCCUCUGGUAUUGCCACUCACGACCUCACAACCAAAUUAAAACAAGUGGAGAGUUGGUUGGAGAAGAAACACCAUGUCAGAAUAACCCUUCGGUCCAGUCGCAAUUCUACUGGCAACAUGGACUCAAAUUUGGAGAGCUUAGUGCAACAAAUGGAGGUCGAUUUUGGAUAUGUGUCAAAGCCUAAAGUGAUCCGAGAUGGUCAGGCGGCGAUGUGCAUCCUGAGGCCCCCUUCAGCCAAAGAACUCGCUCAAAAAUCCAAGAAAAAGCAAAUCGCAGAGUCCAGCACAGAGUCUGCUAGCACAUCAGUGGACGGCACAAAGAACACAAGUGAGAGUUCUGUACAGCAGUGACACUACAGGAGCAAAUUAGGGAUGGUUCCUCUGAUUUCAGUGAAGUAGGAUGAUUAUGUUGAAAACUUAGCUGAUAUUUGACACUGAUAUUUUUUCUGUGCUGCCUCAGUCUCUAUGUGCCUAUGUGUCGUGUAAUGGAAUUUAUUUCCCAGAUAAAUACAUUUUGUUAUUAUUUUUACAAAAGCAAAUAUUUUACUCUUUUGUAAACUUCACUAUAACUUCACAUACAUUUGGUCCUUGCUAUGGAUUUUAAAAGCUAAUAUCUACACGUAUUGGUCACAACAGCAAGUCAAAUUUUUUGGGGAAAAAAAUCCAUAUCGAACCAUCCCUAAAUCAAAUACUGUGUGUGGAGAAUAUUAGAAAAUUUACAAACUGCACUUGGAGUAUUAUAGAAGUUACAAGUGACGCUGGUUUAAAAUGAAAAGGACUUAAUUGUAUUCUGUAGCAGGAAAACCUUUUGAAGAUUGGUGUAACCAUAAAAUUGUGGUUCAGCUUUACUUGGAGCAAUGUUGAAUGUAAAUUUAUUGAAUCAAUUUUGAAUUUGAGUGUCAGCCACAGACAAGAUUUGUUUUUGUUAUCACUUAUCACAGAUGGAUUGUUACAAUGACUACAUAAAAACAUAUUUUACAAUCUCAAGACAAUCAAGAUAGGGUAUGAAAAUGUCUUUUGAUUGAGCACAUUUCUUUAAGUUUAAAGGUGCACUAUACAUGGAGAUAUUGCUGUUUUGUUUGGAAUGUUCUACGGUAUGAAUUAAACUUGCCUAUUACCAUAAAGACAACCACUAGGUCAAGUUAGUGGUCAAAUCUGUGGAAGUUCAAAUUAUUUUUUAGCAAAAACUGUAAUUGAAUGAAAAAAGAAAAGUUUAAUGCCAUAAGGUGGAAUGUUCCAGGCUAAGCAAGAACAUUCCCAUGGGGAUAAGCUGUUGGAGAGGUGGAGGUUGGAAAGUUGCAUUGUACUCCACACAGCACAAAACAUCCAAAAAUGUAUCUAAAGCAAUUUGAAAUUUAAAUUCAUUUCCUGCCUAAAAUUGCUGGUACACCUCGGUGUUUCAUAAAAGGAGUAUAGACUAGGCAAUGUUUUAUUUCAGCUCAAAACUGUUAGUAUGCAAAAUAAUAUGUUUAAAUAGCAUUGUAAAAAAUAACACAAAAAAGCAACAUUUAAACGUUU